AAGCAAUCUCGGCCUUUGACUAUUAAAAAUACAUGUUCUCAGGAAAAUCGCAAGGUUGAGUAGUCCGAAAUCAAUCUUUAAAGAGCGGCGUUAUGUUCGAAAACAAAAUUAAAGCUGAAUAUUUGUCUGGAUGUAUACACACAAAAUCAAGAAAUUAUUCAUUAUAUUCUAUUAUUUUUUUAUAGGGUGUUAUUUUUACGGUUAACUGCCUUUUAGUAUUUUUAAGUGCCUUAGUUUUUGAUCUCAUUGGCACGUGGCCGGUCUUCUUUUCGAAUUAUUGUUAGGGAAUGUUUUUUUUAGUAGAAACUGCCGUUCCAUUACCCAUCCAUCAUUAACCAUCCUUGUAAUGUGCAACUCGCUUAGUAGAAAAUCUGAGAGCAGGACUGCAAUGAUUGAAAACAACUUCAUUGAAAGCGAAAUAGAGCGCUACAAUAUGCGUAGCGCUGUCUCGCUUCCAUUGCAACAAUAGCUUGUUCACUAGCGCAUCAGAUCUCUACCUAAUUGUUUUCUGCAUCUCCUUUUAUUUACGGGAUAACUUUAUGAGAAGAGAUUAUUAUUAUCAGCCUUUAGUGUUCCACUUCAGGACAAAGGCCUCCUUCCCCGCUUUCCAUUUAUCUCUGCCCAUGGCUAACAGAAGCCAGUUUCGUGUGAAAGAAUCUCUACUUUAACACUUUACUAAUGAUAUAUGCUAUAUUAUAGGAGAAGACAGAAAUCAACGACACCUCACACGCCAUCAGCGCCCCCGUACCACGACACGGUGACGAUAGACUCUGACACGGAGCAGGACUACGAGCAACGGCGGCGGGAGUACUGGCACGAACAGCAUCGAGUGCAAUCACCUAUUAUGGUCUCAGAUUCGCCAGUCCACGAGGUGUCGGUCCGGUCGCGUGAUUACAGCCCGCGCCGUACGCGACGCCGCAGUCCGCCGCGCCGACGCCGCAGCCGCUCCCGCGACAGACAUCGUGACAGAGACUUCAAACAACAUCGGUCGCACAGCCGCAGCUCGAUGAAGCGGCGGCGCUCGGGCUCGCGCGGGCGACGCCGCGGGUCCACGCAGUCGCCGCCGCGACACCGCGUCAAACACAGGGACUUGUCCAGGGAGAAACACAGGGUGAAGCACGAGUCGCCCAGUCCACCGACGAUGUUACAACGCAAGAUAGACUUCAAAGAGAAAAUCAGUGAUACAAGCCUAUUUGCUGAACUGGUGAAAGACAAACAUAAGAGGGCCAAGAAAUUGCAAGAAAUCUUGAAUCAGAAGGAGGAAGAGUCUCAGGGCGCUCUGUCGAAUGCUACGUCGAACAACAACCCGGAGGUGCUGGCUAUCGACGAGUUGUCCAAUACUACCUGCGAUAGUACCACACAACCGCUGAAGGAGAACGGCUCAGCAUGUCCUCCUGCCCCCUCGGCCCCGGCCGUCGCGUCAGGCGGUGCGUCAGGCGGUGCGUCAGGCGGCGCGUCAGACGGCGCGUCAGGCUCGGGCGACGUGGUGGACAUCCCGAUGCCGGGCGCGCUGCAGCCGCCGCCCGAGUUCCCGAGCCGCGCGCCCGCCAACGGGGACGCCGCGCCCGCGCCGCCGCAGCCGCCGCAGCCCCCGCAGCCGCCGCAGCCACCGCCCGCUGAUGCCGCGCUAGAGUCAACACAGCCUGCCAAAGAAGACAGCCCCGUGGCGGCAGCCCCGCCGGCAGCAGCAGCAGCAACAGCAACGGCAACCAGUCCGUCACGACGAGCGCGCAGCACCAGCGUGGUGGAGACUGUAUACUACCAGAACACGCAGCCGCCGCCCGCCAAGCCCAAGAGCCUCACCAAGCUGCCCAUGCCGCCCAACACGCAGGUCGAAGACCUUAAAACGUUAGCUAACGAAAGCCCGCUGAGCACACCAUCUCCAUCACCCGUCAAGAAGCCUGAGAAGCCCAAGAAGACUGGCAUCAUGAACUUACCCAUGCCACCCGUGAUCCCGGGCUCGGAGGAGUUGUCUGGUGAGGAGCUGGACGGCGGCACUCCGCCGCCCGCCUCGCGCCGCGACCACUACUCGCACGUGUUCAGCAGAAGCAAGCAGGCAAGGGAUAACUCUGGUUCAAAGCUAAAACGGCCGCGUAUCCUGAAACGUCGCGGCUCCAAGGUGGUGCCCGUGGCGACGCCCACACACCACGCUAAGGACUGGGGAGAAAAAUGUGUUGAUGGCUUCCAGGUCAUCACGCAAAUCGGUGAAGGUACCUACGGGCAGGUGUACAAGGCCCGCGACAAGAACACCGGCCAGCUGGUGGCGCUGAAGAAAGUGCGCCUCGAGAACGAGAAGGAAGGUUUCCCCAUCACCGCCGUAAGGGAGAUCAAGAUCCUGCGACAACUUAACCAUAAGAACAUCGUCAACCUCAGAGAAAUUGUCACUGAUAAACAAGACGCCUUAGAUUUUAGGAAGGACAAGGGUUCCUUCUAUCUGGUAUUCGAGUACAUGGACCACGACCUGAUGGGUCUGCUGGAGUCGAAGAUGGUGGACUUCACGGAGUCGCACAACGCGUCCAUCAUGCGCCAGCUGCUGGACGGACUCGCCUACUGCCACCGCAAGAACUUCCUGCACAGAGACAUCAAGUGCAGCAAUAUAUUGAUGAACAACAAAGGCGAGGUGAAGCUGGGCGACUUCGGCCUGGCGCGGCUGUGGUCGGCCGAGGACCGGCAGCGGCCCUACACCAACAAGGUCAUCACGCUGUGGUACCGCCCGCCCGAGCUGCUGCUGGGCGAGGAGCGCUACGGACCCGCCGUCGACGUCUGGUCCAUGGGCUGCAUACUCGGGGAGCUCUUCCUCAAGCAUCCGCUCUUCCAGGCCAACGUGGAGAUGAUGCAGCUGGAGAUGAUCUCCCGCGUGUGCGGCACGCCGGUGCCGGGCGUGUGGCCGGGCGUGGUGUCGCUGCCGCUGUGGCACACGCUGCGGCCCAAGCGCUUCCACAAGCGCUGCGUGCGCGAGCAGUUCGCCUUCAUGCCGCCGCACGCGCUCACGCUGCUGGACCGCAUGCUGGAGCUCGACCCCGAGCGCAGGAUCUCCGCUGACGACGCGCUCAAGAGCCCCUGGCUCAAGAACGUGGUCCCCGACCAGAUGCCCGCGCCGGAGCUGCCGACGUGGCAGGACUGCCACGAGCUGUGGUCCAAGCAGCGGCGGCGGCAGCAGCGGGAGCAGGAACAGCAGGGCAAGGGCAAGCCCUACGGGUACGCGCCCGACGACAAGGACGCGCCCAAGAAUGACAACCAGGACUACAAGAGUGAGCCUUACAAGUCCGAGAGCGGCUUCAAAUCCACUGAGCCCGCGCCCGAGGCCGUCGGACAAGUGAAAUAGUACACACUUUAUUGUAAAAAAUACUUUCGUAAAAGAAAGAAACGGUGCUUACUUUAGACCAAUUGACGAUGUGAUCUAGAAUAAUUUGUCUGUGGUGUGUGCGUGACGUUGUGGUGUCGCGGGUUCCGUGCGGCAGUGCGGUUAUGUGCCUAGUCUAAAAUUUCAUCUACAAUUUAGCUCCUAAGAUGAAGGCUGUGUUCUUCAAGAAACUUUAGCACUGUGCUAUGCUUCUUGCACAAUUUACGAAUUUUCAGUACAAAAGUGUGACGAAAUUUUUCUUGUAUCCCAUGAACGGAUAUAAAGUCUGAGUAAAGACUCAAAAUUCCUCCAUGUUUAUAUAAAACUUAUGUAAGUAACGUGUUAAAGUGACGAUUGAAUUUGGAAAUGUUUGUUGCGGAACCCUGUGAAGCAAUUAAUUUAUUGCGUUGAGUGGAACGCGUACCAAAAUGUAUGAUAAAUAGUGUUAACCAAAGUAUCGCAUAGCGCUAGUUACCCACGGAAGCGGACGGUGUCGACCGCCCUGUGCAUAUGAUUGUAAAUAUUGUAAACUAGGAUAAUUUAAAACUAAUUUCAUUUUAGCGAAACGACUUGUUUUAUUUGUGUUAAAAGUCCUUGUGGGUUGCACUCAUGUCCUGCAGUUGACAACAAUGUACAAUCCUCCUGAUGCUGCUGUGUCCGUUCCAUUGCUUAUUAUAUUGCUGGCAGAGAACAAACUGCGAAAGGCUUCAUGAUCUCUACCUAUCUCUUGCCUAGUCUCUGUGUCAGAGUUGUCUGCCUGCAAGCCGAUUUCCUAUACCUCACUUCUUCAGUUCCUCACAUGUAGUUUGUUAAUCGUCAUAAAUCUACUAGAAACAUGACUGUUGCAACAUAAUGUGUUGCCAAUCUAAAAAUUGUUAUGUUGGUAACGUAAUUGUUUGUUAAUUAAUUAAUGCAAAUAGAGCAUAAUAGUUUUAUAUCCUUUUUCCUAUUCCACUAUUAAAUAAGACCAUAUGCGCCUCAGAAUAAAGUUUGACAGAAGCUUAUGUAUUUUUGAUAAUUAAAAUAAAUUUCCAUUUUAUCCAAAAAGAUUUCUAUAGAAUUUCUUACUAUUGCAAGAAGUUGAGACAUGAAGCUAAGUGUUAUUUAUCAAAUCAUUUAUUUCGAAAAGGUAAUAAUAUUAAAAAAGUCAUGCUUCACUAGGAACUUGCCUUUUUCGCUUUACAAUUAUAUUGUUCAUGUGUGAAAAGGUUGGAUAGAAGUGACAAUUUUGAUGUGAUACAGAGCCUAAUACAUGCAUGUUGAUCAGGUAUUCUACUCCAUAAUGAGGUAAUCUAACAAGUGUACCUAUCAAUAAUCAAGUUAUUUAUAAUCUCCAUUUUAUUCAUAUUUAUGUCAUUAAGUGCAAUAAUCUUGUCAAGUUACAUACAUAAGGUUUAUUAAAGUCUAUAAUGUUAUCCUCACAUUAGAGUUUGUAUGUUAGACAGAUAAUCUUAGUCUGGGAAUACUGUGAUUAUGUAUCAAUCGGAAUUGAGUUGUUUUUAUCUCAGUUGUUUCGCGUACUUUUAUAAUUAUAAGGUUUUUGUUGGGUCCCAAAUGUUAAGAUAACGGGCGACAUGAAUAGUUGAAAAUAUAGAGUAGAGAGAAUUUAAGUCUGCCAAUUCAUUUGCCUUAUUUUAUUUUCAAUUACUAUAGCCAUAAAACGUAUAGACGUGUUGUAUAUUUUUAUAACCUUAAAAAUACAAAAUCAAACAGAAUCUUUUUUCAUGUUAACUUUGAUAUGUUGUUUUAUUCAACUAUUUAUACCGUCUCGUUUAUAUAGUAAGUAGGUCCUAACUAGCAAUAAUAUCGACACGACCUAGUUGGCAUUUAUAUGAUUAAGAAUGUUUGUAUAUUUGAGUUCCAUGCAUCCGCAACAGUGAUGUUCUUCUAGUUAAAAGAUUACUAAUAUAUAUUUAUAUUAUCACGUUGUUGUUCACAAAAUAUAUAAUUGGAUGUAAAAAAUAACUUAUAACGUUAGCGUUAUUUUUUUAACACAAGUGUAAAUACGAAUGAGUGCGUAUGCUGUUGCGUUUUCCAAGAACGUAUCUUCCAUGAAUUAGUUAAAUGUAUAUACAAUAAUAGGAUAUACUCCCUCUGCAUUUGGUAACGAGCAAAUGAUCUUGUUAGGGAAAGCGAAAAUUUCAGCGUCCAGCAAGCCUUACAGUAGCCUUAUUCAUUUGAAGACUUGUAAGAAAUGAGUAGGAGAAUAUAUAUUGUUAUAAAUAAAUGUUGUCACGGCCCCUCCUAGAAGGCAGGGCCAGUGUAAAUAAAUAAUGAAAUAUAUUAGAACGACAUAACCAAGAGUAGAUUAUUUUUCUGUAAAUUAUAUUUUCUUUACUAUAGAUUACAAUAAAAUAGUCAAACACUAAAAAAGCUUUGCGAAUUUUCGCUUUCCUUUUGUAAAUAAAGUCCGUCGUCGCAAGUCAAUGACUAAAAGACUAUGUUUCCAUGUAUUAUAUUAUUUUUAAGAUGCGAUUUCUGUCGUGGAAAUAAUCCGGAGUUUCGGAGAUAAUCGUUUUUUUUAUAUUUUGUAUGGUGUGCUAGUUUAGGGCAGUAUAGUUUCUUAUAUGAUAUCAAUUGAUUUUUGUUAAAAAUUAUGGGGUGAUUCUGGAAUUGUAUCAUCAAUUAUAUUGUUGGUUGCGGUAAACUUUAUUACGGAUUUGCUUGUGCCAAUAUAAAACGAUAAAAGGCAAUCCGUCCGCAAGAUAAUGUUAUGUUUAGGUAAAAGUCACGCGGCGAGCGUUCCGUGUUCGAUACACAGUCGCAACUCUGGCCUAGCAUGACAAAAUAUUUUUUGGCGCGGAAAGCACGGUAUAUACAGAUUAUAAGACUUCAGACCUCGAUACCAUGUUUUUCUCAUCCGCCAUAAAAAUACAUUGUUACUGAUCAAAUCAUCUGUCAAACAAGUCUCCGGAAUUUGAAUAAGGUUGUUUAUUUGUUACUUCAAUAUCUUUUGUUUUAUAAUAAGACUGAAGUUGACGACGCGGGCGAUUGUCUGUCACGAUAACUCUGGAUUGUUUUUAUCACAUUUUAUGAUAAUAAUAAUUGUAAAAAUGUACCUAAUGUUUUUUAAAUAAUUAUACUACGAUGAAAUACGAUUUUCUUUUCUUACUUCACUAAUGCAAGGUGAUCAUCCCAAUAUUCUAGUCUGAAAUAAAACAACAUGUUAAUUAAAAUACAUUUAUUUCAAAUGACUGAAGGAACUGGCGUAUAUAAGGCACUUAUUUGUGCCGACUCUAAAUAUGGCCACAGGUAUAGCCAGACCAAUUGCGAAUGACACAUUUAUUACUUUGCCGGACAUAGGUUACAUCAACAGCUUCAAGUCUAAUUAUGUUAUGCAUAAGUAUAUGCAUUAGGCC
Trichoplusia ni (cabbage looper) is the source of this 6702-nucleotide messenger RNA. It is a transcript of the gene Cdk12, whose product is annotated as cyclin-dependent kinase 12-like. Lineage: Eukaryota; Metazoa; Arthropoda; Insecta; Lepidoptera; Noctuidae. The record is from RefSeq and is a predicted model, not a curated record. Gene Ontology annotation, molecular function: cyclin binding; cyclin-dependent protein serine/threonine kinase activity; ATP binding. Gene Ontology annotation, cellular component: cyclin/CDK positive transcription elongation factor complex; nucleus. The transcript is spliced from 15 exons. Bases 686 to 3325 code for a protein of 879 amino acids. Gene Ontology annotation, biological process: protein phosphorylation; transcription elongation by RNA polymerase II; positive regulation of transcription elongation by RNA polymerase II.